AUGAACAGUACAGCUGAACAUGGUGUGGUACUGAAGGCUGGGGUGAGCAGUUCUGCAAAACAUGGUGUGGUAUUGAAGGCUGGGAGUGAGCAGUACUGCAGAACAUGGUGUGCCAACAGGAACUCAAAUUUCUUUGUGACUCCAAGUCAACAAUCAGCAUGUGGGAAAUACCAUAAUACUCAAUGUGACGACACUUUGUCAGAUAAGCUGUUAGUCAAAGGGCGAGCUGCUGUGCUGACUAAAAGCAGACAGAAUAACUGUGCGGAGUCAAAGGGUGAGCUGCUGUGCUGUGCGGAAAGUAAUGAAAAGUUCGACAAGAAAUGUGAACAAAAACUGCUGCUGAAAAGUCAUGGAGAGGAAAAAUCAGUUGAAUGGGGUAACUGCAGUCUGGAUGUACAUCAGAGUAAUUACAGUGAACAGAAACCAUAUAAAUGUUUCACAUGUGACAAGACGUUUUCAACAAAAAGUAAUUUAUCAGUCCAUCAGGUAAUCCACUUGGGAAAGAAACCCUAUAAAUGCAGCACAUGUGGCAAGGGUUUUACGCAGAAGUUUAGCAUGAUAAGACAUGAGUAUGUCCACACGGGCACAAAACCCUACAAAUGUGACACAUGCAACAAGAGUUUUGCAGUGAAGGGAGACAUGAUAAGGCAUCGGCAUGUCCACACUGAGCAGUGGCCCUAUAAAUGUGCUAUGUGUCGCAAGGGUUUCACAGAUAAGAGAAGUUGGAUAUCACAUCAGAGUAUCCACACUGGUUGCAAGCCAUAUAAAUGUGUGACUUGUGACAAGGGUUUUACAAGGAAGGUUAACUUGGUAAGACAUGAAUAUGUGCACACUGGACAGAAACCUUACAAAUGUGAUACGUGUGACAAGGGUUUUAAAGACAAGAGAAGUUUGACAUCACAUCAGAGAAUCCAUACUGGGUACAAGCCAUAUAAAUGCCCCAGUUGUGACAAGGGUUUCACAAACAAGUUUAGCAUGUUAAGGCAUCAGUUUGUGCACACAGGACAGAAACCAUACAAAUGUGCCACGUGUGGCAGGGGUUUUGCAGUGAAGGGAGACAUGGUAAGACAUCAACAUGUUCACAGUGAGCAGAAACCAUAUAAAUGUGCCACAUGUGGUAUGUGUUUUGCAUUGAAGGGUUACCUGGUAAACCAUCAGUUAGUACACACUCAACAGAAAUCAUAUAAAUGCACAGUAUGUGGCAAAAGUUUCAAACAGAAAGCUAGCAUGUUAAACCAUCAGUUAGUACAUGGGCAGACUCGCUACAAAUGUGCCACAUGUGACAAGAGUUUUACAAGGAAAGGUAGCUUGAAAACACACCAAUACAUACACAGCGGGCAGAAGCCCUAUAAAUGCAAUAUGUGUUACAAGGGUUUUUCAAGUAAGACUUGUUUAGCAGGACAUCAAAGUAUCCAUACAGGCCAGAAACCACAUAAAUGUGCAGUGUGUGGUAAGGGAUUUACAUGUAAAAUGACAUGGACAACACAUCAGAAUAUCCACACUAAGCACAAACCCUAUAAAUGCGCCAUGUGUGAUAAAAGGUUUGCAGCAAAGGGAGACAUGAUGAAACAUGAAUAUGUCCACAGCGAAAAGAAACCUUAUAAAUGUGACAUAUGUGACAAGGGUUUUACAGAUAGGAGGUACCUGGCAGCACACAAUAAUAUCCACACAGGGCAGAAACCUUAUAAAUGCAAUGUAUGUGAGAAGGGUUUUACAGAUAAGAGAUACUUGACAGUGCAUCAGAGUGUCCACACUGGGCUGAAACCCUACAAAUGUAAUGCAUGUGGCAAGGGAUUUGCAGUUAAGGGAGAUAUGGUCAUUGUGAAAUAUUGGAAACGUGGAAAUAAAGAAGUAGGGAUCAUGUGGGAUCAUCCAAUGCCAACAGUUAACAAAGUAGAAACAAGAAAACCAGAUAUUGUAGUGGAAGAGAAAAGGAGCCUGUAG
Molecule: messenger RNA, 1944 nt
Organism: Protopterus annectens (West African lungfish)
Lineage: Eukaryota; Metazoa; Chordata; Ceratodontiformes; Protopteridae
Product: zinc finger protein 271-like
Exons: 3
Coding region: 1-1944 (647 amino acids)
Source: RefSeq, a predicted model, not a curated record